AUGGCUCUAGUGCCAUUCAACGACAGAUCUAACGCAUCUCCUCCUGAAAGCUCCUCAAUUACGGACAGUCGGAACGGAGGGCUUGUGGUGUGGGAAGCCUCCCCCGACGACACGGACGACCUCGCGUUCGUGCAGGCUCUCGAACUCGCCGAGGCCUCGGCCAAGCGACGCCGCACGGGAGAAUCUGGCGGCCACAAUCAGUGGACAGGUCGGCAUACGGCCGUCGCCAGUGCAGGGAACACGCUUGGCGGUGCUGAAGAUCAAGGUGGUGGCUGGAGCGGAGGCGGGGCGAGUGUUGCUGGAGCGAGAGAUGUGGCAAGUGCUAAUGGUGCAGUGGUUGCUCCCGCGUUCUCCACCCAGCCUGCAACGCCAGAUAGCCUCUCCGCGCAGCCACCUUCACCAGCGCAGCCUGCUCAACCUGUUGUCAUGCGUCCAGCAGACUUUCGAAACAUGCAGUCUGCUGCACUGGACGUUCUUGAGCCUGGUGAUUACAUGGUCAUGCAAGGGAAACCAUAUAUCAAGAAGUCGGGCUGGCGCAAAAUUGCAUUCUUUUUCAACUUGUCAUUCGAAAUCCGAGACAAGACCAUCGAGAGGGACGAGCGUGGUAACGUUACAAGAUCGGAGUUUCUUGUUCGAGCCAGCAUGCCUUCUGGCAGGUUCUCUGAUGCGUGGGGCUCAUGUGACCGGGGAGAGAAGAGGUUCAGUAAACCGAACCACGAUAUUCCAGGCACUGCUGAGACUCGAGCUAAGAGCCGGGCAUGCCAGGACCUUUUGGGGAUUGGAGAGUGCAAGCAGCAUCGCUAG
Messenger RNA from Closterium sp. Yama58-4, 804 nucleotides. NCBI's taxonomy places the organism in Eukaryota, Viridiplantae, Streptophyta, Zygnematophyceae, Desmidiales, Closteriaceae. The record is from the annotation of a GenBank genome assembly.